AUGUGUAGCCUGGACGCGGCCGGCCGGCUCGUCUUCUGGGUGGCAAUGAGCGCGCGGCAGCAGGCCAACCUCGAGGUUCUGGACGGCGACCUUGGAAUGGCGCCCUGGGGAAGGGUCAAGCUGGUCAAGAUCAGCCACGUCACCGUCGACGACUUCCUGGAUGCCCAGAAGACGUUCACGGAAGUGCACGACUUCCGCAUCCAUCCGACCGACCCUAGCCACAUAUAUGUGAGCACGGACAGCGGCACAAUUAUCCACUGUACACGCCAAGGCAUCAGGGCUACGCCACGCAUGUUCCGUCCAGAAAUAGACCUGUCGGUGCCGGUGCAGUGCCUGGCGUUCUGCCCGUUCGACCAGCCGUACCUGCUGGCUGGCGGUGCGGACGGCUCGCUGCGGCUGCACACCACCUCGGGCGACCGGCCCCUCAUCACCUGGAACAACGCGACGGCCGGCGCGCCCGUGCUGGCGCUCGGCUGGUCUCGCUCGCGGCCCUGCGUCUUCUUCGUGCUCGACGCCGACUCAAAGAUCCACGUGUGGGACCUGAGCGCCGGCGACAUAUUCCCGGCCGAGACGGACGAGGUCAAGUCGGGCCAGGUCACCGCCAUGGACCUCAGCUACGGCGCGGAGGGCGACAAGCCCGUCACCCACCUGGCCGUGUGCACGGACGCCGGCACUGUUGAGGUACACAGGAUCUCGGAGACCUACACCAGCGCCACGGACGAGGCGGCAAGCACCGAGAUGGAGCAGUUCCUGCACUACGUCCAGAUCAUAUGAGAUGGUCGGAGCGGGACGGAACCGCAGCGGCGCGGACGCCGCCCAGCGGACGUGCGAGGGCGGCGGCUCGAAGCGGGUCGCCGACGAUUCGCCGCGGUCGCCUCGCGUGUGCUGGGCGCGCACCCGGCUAGCGCACCUUUAUACGCCCGCAGCAGCCGCUGCUGACCGCAGCACACUCGGGCCGUCCGUCGGCUUUGGCUGUUGUAGAAGUGUGUAAACCGUCGACGGGGGUGAGACGUUGCCGAUUUGCGUGAGAUUUAUGCCGGGUGCCUGGACUUGGAGGACGCGAGACCUCCACUGCAGUCUGGGGCCAGAGAGACGCGCUGGAUUGGCUCACAUGCAGGCAGGCAGAGUCUCA
This is a messenger RNA of Pollicipes pollicipes, 1132 nucleotides long. Its product is annotated as cytoplasmic dynein 2 intermediate chain 1. Gene Ontology annotation, biological process: intraciliary transport. Gene Ontology annotation, cellular component: cytoplasmic dynein complex. The record is from RefSeq and is a predicted model, not a curated record. Gene Ontology annotation, molecular function: dynein heavy chain binding; dynein light chain binding. Lineage: Eukaryota; Metazoa; Arthropoda; Thecostraca; Pollicipedomorpha; Pollicipedidae.